AAGAGAAAGGGAGAAAACACACACACACACACACGGGGGGGAGAUAACGGUUUUAGGAGAGUUUGGGAAGAGCGAAUACACAGAUAUUAUGCUGCACCGAGGAGCGGCAGGGACACUGGCUGUAACGUGGAGCUGUUCGCUAUGCCAGGUCUCGGAAGACUGUUAGGAGAGGACAUGCUUUAGAUGAUAUUGUUAACGAACGCAGGUGUUUAUUCUAGUUAAAAGAGGCUUGUUUUUACAUGCUGUCUGUCUGAAUUGGAUACCGAAGGGGACGGGAGAGUGAGCAACAAGUGGAGUUUGGCGUGGAGAGGCCGACAUUUUUCACGGUCACCAGCUAUGGAAGAGCAGAAGGAGCCCAACAGCGGCCGGGACACAACCGAGGAGGAGAGCAUGUCCCUGUCGCCGAACCUGCCAUCCCCUGCUAUGAUAUUACCCCAUCAGGCAGCCCAGCAAGCCCACAGAACCACGAACUUUUUCAUAGACAACAUCCUCCGGCCGGACUUCGGCUGCAGAAAAGAGCCGAGCUACCGCGACCGGAGCCAGACGUCGGGUCGGGAAAACGUGAACCCGCUGGGCGCGAGGCCGCUGCACACCGGCAGCCUGUGCCUGGACUCCAACUGCAGCAGCGACAGCAGCUCGUCGUCGCCUUCCUCGUCGUCGUCCACGUCCUCUUCCCCCUCUUCCAAGCAGAACUCGUCGAAGCAGUGCGAACCGACGAGCAACGGGACUGGCAGAUACGCAGACAGCCCCUCGUCAAUUAUGGUCAUGAGCGGCAGCAAUGGAGGCUCUCCGCCCAUGGCAAAAGAAAGCCAGCCGCUGUUGUGGCCCGCUUGGGUGUACUGUACGCGGUACUCGGACCGGCCCUCAUCUGUUUCCACACCAGGCCCAAGGACACGGAAACUGAAGAAGAAAAAGAGCGGCAAGGAGGACAAGCGGCCCAGGACGGCGUUCACGGCCGAGCAGCUGCAGAGACUCAAAACCGAGUUUCAGGCCAACCGCUACAUAACGGAGCAGCGGAGACAGUCUCUGGCCCAGGAACUCAACCUGAACGAGUCCCAAAUUAAAAUCUGGUUCCAGAAUAAGAGGGCCAAGAUUAAAAAGGCCAGCGGCUACAAGAACGGCCUGGCCCUGCAGCUCAUGGCUCAAGGACUUUACAACCAUUCAACGACCACCGUGCAGGAGGAGAAGGAGGAGAGCGAAUGAGCGGCCGGACUCUUUUGGACAUAACGAACUGGGAGAAGAAGGAGAAGUGGGGGACGCUAUUUAAAAACACAGAUUUCUGUUUAUGGUAACAGUAUAUGGACAUAGUUAUAUAAAUGAACGCUCGUUAUUAAAGUUUAUAUAGCCACACAGUUAUCAUGUUGUAUACGGUAUAUUUAAUUUCAGGCUCGUCUCUUCACGCGGUUCCUUUUUUCUCUCCUCUCUGUCUGUCCUCGCUGUUUUUUAGGAUCUAUAGGUUCUUGUGGUCUCCUUGCCCCCACCCCCCCUUUCCCCAUAUUUGCGCCAUAUUUUCCCUUCAACACUUCAGUCAAGCCAAACAAGCCAAAGAUUUUAAUAUGUUCACAUGUAGUCUGAAAUAAAAAAAGAGGGAGAUAGAGAGAGAGAGAGCGGUAGUUAAUGGGUUAAAUUAUUAUUUCUUUCAUACAAUUCCACGGAUAAAAAAAUAAAUAAAUAAAAGCGUUUUGUUGCCAUAUUUGAGAAUAAAACAUAUUUAAAUCUA
Molecule: messenger RNA, 1720 nt
Organism: Oreochromis niloticus (Nile tilapia)
Lineage: Eukaryota; Metazoa; Chordata; Actinopteri; Cichliformes; Cichlidae
Gene: en1b
Product: engrailed homeobox 1b
Exons: 2
Coding region: 337-1203 (288 amino acids)
Biological process (GO): multicellular organism development; regulation of transcription by RNA polymerase II; neuron differentiation
Cellular component (GO): nucleus
Molecular function (GO): RNA polymerase II cis-regulatory region sequence-specific DNA binding; DNA-binding transcription factor activity, RNA polymerase II-specific
Source: RefSeq, a predicted model, not a curated record